Molecule: messenger RNA, 2443 nt
Organism: Mesocricetus auratus (golden hamster)
Lineage: Eukaryota; Metazoa; Chordata; Mammalia; Rodentia; Cricetidae
Gene: Ntf4
Product: neurotrophin 4
Exons: 3
Coding region: 1342-1971 (209 amino acids)
Biological process (GO): nerve development; positive regulation of peptidyl-serine phosphorylation; cell surface receptor protein tyrosine kinase signaling pathway
Cellular component (GO): extracellular region
Molecular function (GO): growth factor activity; nerve growth factor receptor binding
Source: RefSeq, a predicted model, not a curated record
AGCCUGGAGUUCGAGUCCCUUGGUAGGGAUGGGCUGCGUCGGGAAAGACUGUGAGGUCAGAAGGGUGACCCAGAUGGACACCCAGGCUAGGAAGUGUCCCUUCCCACCUCCAACAAACAACUGGAGUGGGCUCUGAGUCACCCUGGCUGGGAUGGCAUCUUAAGGGGAAAACCCUACUCUGGGGACACCCUUCCUGCCACUUUGCCAUGCUAUAUUUAGGUUGGGAAGGUGGGUGCUGGGUGACCCCCCCCAAGGCAAGUGUCAGCUUUCCUCCUAAAUAUAGCUCCGCCCAGGGGAGCCAGAGUCCUAGAGAGGGGCAUGGGAGAGCAAAGGGCCCUGCCACCCAAGGGACUGUCCAGCUUACUGAUGCUGGCCCUGCUGGAGCUCUCUCCUGCCUGCCUUUCCGAGGUCCUCUUGGACUGUUUCCUCCCUCUGGGGCUCAGCUUCUCUGACUGGGUUCUUGUCCCCUCUUCUCUUCCUUGGGGGGUCACAGUUGACUGUUUCCAGUUUCGCUAGGCAGGCCACAGUUCUUAAAGCCCACCAUCUAUGCUCUCCUCUCUCUAAUUACCUUGAAGUUUUCUUGUCUGCCCUAAGACUCCCUGGUCCCCUGCCAGGAAAUUCCAGGGUAGAAGACUAUGUGGGGGAGCCCCCACAGUCACUGUCUCUAGGCAUUGGGUCUUAUCGCUGCAUAGACCCAGCUGGCUAAUGUCUGGCAGGGAGAUCCAAGAGGGGAGACAGGAGCAGAGGGUGGGAACCCGCACUAGACACCAUAGCAAUCCCAGGCCUGAACCGGGGACUGAGGGGAGAGGCUGGGGCCUGGGUCCCAGUGUCUGAAGGAGGAGGCUGGGGUCUGCACUCCUGGGUCUGAGGGAGCAGGGCUGGGGUUCUGAGCACUGGCCCUGCACCUUGGGUCUAGAGGAGGAGGGGCGGGGUCUGGACUCCAGUGUCUGAUGGAGGAGGGCUAUAGCCCAGACUCCUGGUACUGAAGUCCCGAGGCCAGGCUUCCGAGGUGCCGGCACUCGCGUGCUAGGCGGGAUCCCCCGCCCCUCCUCCGCCGUCGGGCGCCGCCCCGCCUCCUCCUAGACCCAGGCCCUCCCAAGCUCAAACGGCGAGUAGCCGGCGAGCAGCGGGCGUCCGAGCUGCCAGCGAGCCGGAGGAGGAGCCGCGGCCGCGCCAAGGACAGCCGGGGAGCAGAGAAGGGCGCCCCAGGUGGCUGCCCCCUCCCUCUCCUGAGAUGUCAGGGAGGAGACUGCCUGUAUCCUACACAGGGGCCCCACAGAGCCUGGGGGCCCCCAGCCCCAGAGUGAGGAGGCGGAGGUGCUGCUGACAGGUGUGCAAGCCAUGCUCCCUCGCUGCUCCCGGUCUCUCGUCCUUUUCCUCCUCCUCCUCCCCCGCGUCCCCAUGGAGUCCCAAUCCCCAUCCUCCACCCUGCCCCCAUUUCUGGCCCCUGAGUGGGACCUCCUGUCUCCCCGUGUGGCCCUGUCGAGGGGCGCCCCUGCUGGCCCCCCUCUCCUCUUCCUGCUGGAGGCCGGAGCCUAUGGGGAGCCGGCAGGGACCCCAGCCAACCGCAGCCGGCGUGCUGCGAGUGAGACUGCGCCCGCCAGCCGCCGGGGUGAGCUGGCCGUGUGCGACGCGGUGAGCGGCUGGGUGACCGACCGGCGGACGGCUGUGGACUUGCGUGGGCGAGAGGUGGAGGUGCUCGGCGAGGUGCCUGCAGCGGGCGGCAGCCCCCUGCGUCAGUACUUCUUCGAGACGCGCUGCAAGGCCGAAAGCGCCGGGGAAGGUGGCCCGGGCGUUGGCGGAGGGGGUUGCCGCGGGGUGGACCGGAGGCACUGGCUCUCUGAAUGCAAGGCCAAGCAGUCGUACGUGCGGGCGUUGACUGCAGACUCCCAGGGCCGAGUGGGCUGGCGCUGGAUUCGGAUCGACACAGCUUGCGUCUGCACGCUCCUCAGCCGAACAGGCCGGGCCUGACGGCCGCCAGCUUGUGAACGGCUCAGGGUGAGGAAAGAAAAGAGCUGGAUGCUAAAGGACCUCCUCCGAGGCGACCUGGCAGCUUCACUGUGCCUUUUGAUUGAGAACUGGAAAAAACACACACACGCAAAAAACAAAACAAAAAACCCUCUCAUUCUGAGAGCUCAGUCUUUGUGGAAUAUUUGAUGAAACCAAACUGGGUUUCAAGGAAUGAAUAGAGUUCUGGAGGAACUUACAGUAAUAAUAAUAGUCACUAUCUACUGUCUGUUAGAACUAAUACAUGACUCUGCUGAUUACCAUUCCAACUUCGGAGGACCCUGGCUCAUCCUAGCAAUAGAGACAAGGAAAGGAUGUAUGAAAAGUGACGAGUGAGCAGGCUGUGCCUCAGUAGGUGACAGUCUGUUUGCCCAGCAUGCACCACGUUCUGGGCUCUGUCCUGGGUGCUACAUAAUAAAUCAUAUGCAGUGGUGGA